Molecule: messenger RNA, 2798 nt
Organism: Rana temporaria (common frog)
Lineage: Eukaryota; Metazoa; Chordata; Amphibia; Anura; Ranidae
Gene: DNAAF5
Product: dynein axonemal assembly factor 5
Exons: 13
Coding region: 55-2598 (847 amino acids)
Biological process (GO): outer dynein arm assembly; cilium movement; inner dynein arm assembly
Cellular component (GO): cytoplasm
Molecular function (GO): dynein intermediate chain binding
Source: RefSeq, a predicted model, not a curated record
GUCGUUGCUGCGCUGAGUUGAGGAAGCCGCUUGUGGUAACUAAGGCCGACAAACAUGGCGGCGGAGGGAGAGCAGCGUGCAGCCAGUGAGGUCUCUCAGGCCCUGGCCCGGAAUCUGAACUGCCUGAACGAUGACAACAAGAGCACCCGGAGGAGAGCCCUGGCCGCCAUCCAGAAGGAGGUGGAAGAUAAGCGGCUGUCCAGCGGGGCUCUGCAGGAGGUGUUCGGGGAGCUGCUGAGACCUCUGCUCCGGUCCUUGGCGGACCCCAUGGAGAAGUGCCGGGAGGUGUCCAUCCAGAUCCUCACCUAUUGUGUCACCAAUGUGCCCAGACCUGAGGAGUCCCUUCCCUACCUCAUCCCGACCAUCACCCAACGCCUGGGCCACCAGGAGAUCACAGAGCCCUCUGAGGAGCUCCGCCUGGGCCUCAGCCAGCUCCUCACCCUGCUGGUGGAGGUGUGUGGGAGGAAACUGGGCCCCUACCUGGAGGAGAUGGUGAGGAUAUUACAGAGGACCAUCGUAGAUCCAUUCCCAGAGGUCAAGAAGGAGAGCUGCAGGUGUGCCGCCAACUACGCCAGGAUCAUACCGGAGCAUUUUCACAUGCAGUCGGAAUCGCUCAUAAAACCUCUUAUGCAGACAAUAUCGCAUCAGCAUUCUAAAGUGCGUAUAGCGGCCAUCCAGACAACAGGGGCUGUGAUACAGCAUGGCAACGGGAAGUCGGUGGAUGAUGCUCUUUCUCAUUUGGCACAGAGACUUUUUGAUGAUUCGCCACAGGUUCGGCAAGCAGUAACUGUUGUUGUCGGGAAUUGGCUUCUGGAGCUCAGAGACAGAUAUUCAUACUUUCACAAACUGAUGCCUCUUCUACUGAGCAGCUGCAGUGAUGAGAAUCCUGAUGUCAGGCAGAUUGCUCUUGAUUAUUGGAAGAAAGUUGGCUUUCAGUGGGAAAGCGAGAAUGAAGAUGAUCUAAAAGAUAAGAAGGACUUUGGUGACCCCUGCCCUUCAUUCUAUCCUGCAGGAGUGGAAAGACCUGGGCUGGGUUGCCGUGAGCUCAUCUUCAGAAACCUGUCUAAGAUUCUUCCAGCUGUCAGUCAUGAUAUAACUGACUGGGUUGCAGGAACUCGAAUUAAAGCAUCUCAGCUACUAGUGAUCUUGUUGAUGCAUGCAGAAGAUCAUACCACUCAGCACAUGGAGCUGCUCCUCAGUACCCUGUACCGAUCGUGUCUGGAUGAGGAAGAGAAAGUAGUGCACAAUAGUAUUAAAGCGGCAGAGUUGAUUGGAACCUUUGUGAACCCUGAAGUGUUUCUCAAGCUGAUCAUGCCAGCACUGCAGAAGUCUCCCCUAGCUUCCCACCUAAUGGUUCUGGCAGCAUUCAUCCGAGGGAGUUCCAGAGAGGUGCUGAAGCCCCAUUUACAUCGUAUUGCUGAUGGCAUCUCCCAGACUGAGAUCUGUCAGAGCUCAGAAAAGGUGCUGUACCUGGAGCAGUUGCUGUGCUGCCUGCAGUCCUUGAUUAGCAUAUGCCAGCAGUACUGUACAGACAUCAGCCUGCAUUGUAUGAAAGUACUGAUAACGAUAUUGGCUAGCUCGGCUUCUGAAAACCUCUAUGGAAAGGUUCAAGGUGUGAUGUUGUCACUGGCUCAAAUACAGGGAUUGAAUGAUCACCUGGACCUGUACAGACAGCACAUGCAAGAGCUAAUGCAGUGGGCAUCACAAAGUCAUGACCAAUGGACCAAUUUUUCCCCCGAGAGGGCCCAGUAUGAAGUUCUUGUACCAGAGUCUGGCCCUGUCAUUGGAGAGCAUCUAGAUCAGUUAAUGCCGGUUUUGAAGACCUGCCUUCAAACAACCAAAGAUCCUCAAAUGCGUCUGAAAGUGUUCACCAUGUUGUCAAAGCUUCUUCUAAAACCCAGCGAAACUGUCAACUCCAAGGGGCAGUUCCAUGAGCACUCAGGAACCCUCAUAAAGGACAUUUUAGUUCCCAACCUGAAAUGGCAAGCUGGGAGGACAGCGGCAGCCAUCCGGACCAUAGCAGUGUCUUGCCUCUGGGUCCUCUUUCAGAGUGAAGUUCUUUCCCCGCAAGAGAUUCUCCAGAUCCAGGACAUUCUGAUGCCCACCAUACUCACAACUCUAGAAGAAGACUCAAAGAUGAGCCGCUUGAUGUCCUGUCGUAUUAUCCGGGCUCUACUAGGGGCCUGUGAAAACCAUUUAGAUCCAGACCAACUGAACAAGAUCUACCUUGAGGUAUUAAAACGACUUGAUGAUGCUUCAGACGAAGUCCGAAUCACAGCUGCCAAAACAAUAAGUCUGUGGUUUAAAUGUAUUGAUGACCGGUAUGACAGGACCACCUAUAAGGCUCAUCUGGAAUUCUUAUUCCGAGGUCUCCUUGUGCACCUUGAUGACCCCGAUAUAAACCUGCAGACUACAGUACUAGAUGUCCUGAAAGAAGCCAGUAUUGUGUAUCCCUCAUUGUUAGUGGAAGAAAUUGAAGCUGUGAAGCAUAAACACAGGACUGCUGCAUAUUGUGAUCGGUUGCUUCAGCACAUUCAGUUGAACAAAGUCAACGAUCAAACAGAAUCCACAUCGCCGCCAGCGCCUGACUCACAGUAGUGUGUGUAACUGACCUACCACCUACUCCUGCCUUAUGAUUUUAUUUAGAAAGUGUAUUUAUUUUACUUCAAAAGAGAAAAAAAAAAAAACACACUUAUGAACUUGAAUUAGAAAUAAGAAGCUGCAUGUAUUGUACAUGAGGAGUUGUUUUUUUAUUGGGACCGCCUGCAUUGUGUAUAAUUAUAUAUUUUUUAAAUGAG